This is a messenger RNA of Hemiscyllium ocellatum (epaulette shark), 2604 nucleotides long. Its product is annotated as probable G-protein coupled receptor 34. Gene Ontology annotation, molecular function: G protein-coupled purinergic nucleotide receptor activity. NCBI's taxonomy places the organism in Eukaryota, Metazoa, Chordata, Chondrichthyes, Orectolobiformes, Hemiscylliidae. Gene Ontology annotation, cellular component: membrane. Gene Ontology annotation, biological process: G protein-coupled receptor signaling pathway. The record is from RefSeq and is a predicted model, not a curated record. Bases 98 to 1198 code for a protein of 366 amino acids. The transcript has 2 exons.
GGAAGCAGAAACCCAUGCUCUGCUCUAUAGAGCAAAGCUUACGUAUUCCUGGCAAUGGAAAUUCCAUAGACAGAAGAAUAAAAGCAUCAUGCAGUGAAUGUGCCAGACUUUCAUUGACACAGAAGAAGGUAACAGCACAGAUCAGGUUGGAACCAUGGCUGAUUUGUCAUCUGCACAAUCUCCCUAUGCCAAUGUUUCCCAGCCAAUAAUAGAUGUCUUUGGACUAUCGAAGGACACAAACUGCACUAUUGAAGACGGUUUCCUCGCAGUGGGUCUGCCUAUUUUCUACAUUGUUAUCUGUGUCAUCGGGCUCCUUGGUAAUAUACUGGCCUUAUGGAUAUUUCUCUUCAACCAGAGGAAGCCAACAUCUAUUUCUAUUUACAUGAAGCAUCUGGCUAUGGCUGACCUCUUGUUGUUACUCUGCCUUCCAUUCAGGAUCGCCUACCAUUUUGGAGAGUACAAGUGGAUGGUUAGGUGCUACUUCUGUAAGAUCAUCGGGACAUUUUUCUACAUCAACAUGUAUGCCAGCAUUUUAUUCCUCGGAUUGAUCAGCCUGGACCGUUACUUAAAGAUCACAAAACCUCUCCGUAAGUUUAGAGUCCACAGUGUGAAAUGGAGCUCGGGCAUAUCCAGGGCUGUGUGGCUGACUAUCAUCGUAUUCAUGCUGCCCUUUGUUGUGGUCAGCAGCUUAAAGUCAAAUGAAACAAAAUGCUUCCACUAUAAGGACCAGAGUGUGACUGCGGGUGUAAUGAAUCUAACAGCUGUCAUGUUUAUUUUUAUUCUCUCCUUGCUAUUCCUGGUAUCCUAUGCCAAGAUUGCAGUCAAACUCUACAACAUUUCUGAAGGGAAGAAAAAGCAGCAGAUCAAGAAAGUGAGCACCAGAGCCAUUAUAAAGACCUUCAUUGUACUCGCAAUCUACAUUGUGUGUUUCAUACCUUAUCACAUUGUUCGAGUCCCUUAUAUCCUCUCACAGAUGGGGAUCAUCUCCAGCUGUCACGCUAAGCAGUUUCUACAUAUGGCCAAUGAACUGGUUCUGUGCCUGUCCGCCCUAAACAGCUGUCUUGAUCCAGUCAUUUAUUUCUUCCUAUCCAACUCUUUUCGCAGGAUUAUUAUUUACACCAUUAAAGGAAGGUUUAGUAAAACCUUUCCUAAGACAAAUGGAACCAGGAGCAGUUUCAAAUCCAUCACAGACAUCUGAGAUUCAGAGCUGCCGAUACUGAGUUAAGUGGAUAGAAGCUGAAAGCAUGGCCUUUAGGCAAACAUCACCGCAGUGAUCAUUUCAAUUCAAGGUGAUGCAUGGCGUAGCAGUAUUUCAGGCAAUGUUUGCAACAGCCUUCCUAGAGACAGCAGGGAUAACUACUCAUAGAGAAGGAAAAAAAGCUGCAGAUGCUGGAAUCCUCCUGUCUGUCGACCCAUAGAGAAGAGGGCACAUCAAAUACUCAAGUUAUGCCAGCGUUUCAAAAGUUUAAUGUCUGGUCAUGACAAAGAGAGCUCAGUGAGAAGAGUUUAAAGUCACAGUUUUGUUAAGCCAAAUGUAUCACACUAUAAUGCUGCAAAUCAUGGAAAUGGCAAUUAUGUAUCAUCACAGCAAGAACCUCUGCAAAUAUCAUAAAUGGAUUUUCAGCUGGUCCUGAUUUGCAUAUUCUCUAAUGCGGAUUUAUAGACAUUUUGCAAAGAAGAUGCAAAAUCGAAUUAAACUUAAUUCCAAUGUUACAGCAGUAGGAACAUUUCACCAGUUCAUUACAGACCUUUUACAAUGCAGGAAGAAUUUACAAUGCAGGAAGUAUUUACAAUGCAGGAAGGCAGGUUUUCAACCUGCGCAAGCUCCAAGCCACAGCAAUACGAACACCGUACCUGUGUGAACCAGGGCAUUUCUUCAGCUUGUGUGGACACCAAGAAUUCCUGGUCACCUAGGCAUAGGCAGGUCAGUUUUCCCAAAGUAUUUUACAUCUUGCAGUGCAUACGUUUUGUAGGAGACAGUUUACAAAAUAAAUGAUUUGUUGGUUAAUAAGGAAUCAAUUUCCUAUGCAGGACAUUCAAACCGAAACCUGAUGUUUGGUCUUGACAGCAACAUCUGCCUCUGAAGUUGAAGAGCUGACUCACCUGACUCUUGUAUUUAGUGCAAAUUCAUUUUCCAGUGCAGAAAGUCAGCAUAAUUUUCAUAAAGACUCAAAAUUUUGUGCAGAACAAUGGAUGAAUUGAGCCCAACAUCUUGUAAUGAAUUAAACUGUUAUUCCAUGCUAGAUUGUAAAUUGUUUUAAAUGUGUUAUAAAUACCUGGGAAUAUUGGAAAUCUGAAAUCAAUUAAUUGAAAGUUCAGGAGAAACUCAGCCAGUCUGACUGAGAUGACUCUAAUUAAUCCAAAUUAACUGUUGAAAAAUCAUUAGAAUGAUACAGUUAAAUCUGUUUCUCUCUUCACAGAUGCUACCAGACCUGUUGAGUUUCUUCAGUACUUUCUGUUUGUAUGUCUUUACUUGGGGCCAGACAAGAUUUGUAUUAUUAGAGAAAUUGUAAUGUUAGACUGUUACUAGAUGUAAAAUGUAUAUAGGAAUUUUGCAUUACAAAGCAAGAAUUAUAUGAAUGAUCAGCACUUGAACAUUUAGUG